GCGAGAGCUAUGUCGUCAUCGUCGUCAUCAUCAAGGAACAAGAGCGAGAGCCGUACUACAAAGGAACGGAAUCGUCUCGAGAAGCAUCACCCAGAACUCAAAACCAUGUGGACAGAUUUGGAGAAGAUGCCCGUGAUGAAGGCUGGCAAGAUAGACCAGCCAGCGAGCAUUUCCAGACAGCUCAAGCCGUUUCAGCUCGAGGGCGUUGCUUGGAUGAAGGCAAUGGAGAAAUUGGAGUGGAAGGGAGGUCUUUUGGGUGAUGAAAUGGGACUCGGCAAGACUAUCCAGGCAGUGUCUCUCAUCAUGUCCGAUUACCCAGCCAAACAGCCCACUCUGGUCCUCGUCCCUCCUGUUGCUCUCAUGCAAUGGCAAUCGGAGAUCAAAUCCUACACAGACGGCACUCUCAAGACCUUCGUGUUCCACGGCACCAACCAAAAGGCGAAAAACAUCACUGUUAAGGAACUCAAGAAAUUCGACGUGAUCAUGAUGUCCUACAACAGUCUCGAGUCCAUGUAUCGGAAGCAGGAAAAAGGCUUCAAGCGAAAAGACGGCAUCUACAAGGAAAAGAGUGUCAUCCAUGCCAUCACUUUCCAUCGCGCCAUACUCGACGAAGCACACUGCAUCAAAACGAGAACUACAAUGACCGCCAAAGCCUGCUUCGCGCUGAAGACAGAAUAUCGUUGGUGCUUGAGCGGUACACCUCUACAGAAUCGAAUCGGAGAGCUCUUCUCCCUGGUGAGGUUUCUCAACAUCAAGCCCUUUGCGUCUUAUCUUUGCAAGCAAUGCACUUGCUCGACGCUCGAGUGGUCUAUGGACGAAAACAGUCGCUGCUCCGACUGUGGGCAUGCGGGCAUGCAACAUGUAUCCGUCUUCAACCAAGAGCUGCUCAACCCUAUUCAGAAGUUCGGUAAUUUGGGACCUGGCAGAGAAGCAUUCAAGAAGUUGCGAUUGAUGACAGACCGCAUCAUGCUACGGCGACUCAAAAAAGACCACACCAACUCCAUGGAACUUCCUGUGAAGGAAGUGCAUGUCGACCGUCAAUUCUUUGGAGAAGAGGAGAACGACUUUGCCAACAGCAUCAUGACCAAUGGACAGCGCAAGUUUGAUACCUAUGUCGCGCAGGGCGUCCUCCUGAACAACUAUGCCAACAUUUUUGGUCUCAUCAUGCAAAUGAGGCAGGUCGCCGACCAUCCUGACCUGAUUCUGAAGAAGAAUGCUGAAGGGGGUCAAAACAUCCUGGUUUGCUGUAUCUGCGAUGAGCCAGCAGAGGACACCAUCAAGAGCCGUUGCAAGCACGACUUUUGCAGGGCGUGUGUCUCCAGCUAUAUCAAGUCGACAGAUGAGCCAGACUGCCCACGAUGCCACAUUGGCCUGGUCAUUGACCUUGAGCAGCCAGAAAUCGAGCAAGAUGAAGCCUUGGUCAAGAAGUCCUCUAUCGUCAAUCGCAUCAAGAUGGAGAACUGGACAUCCUCGUCUAAAAUCGAACUCCUUGUUCACGAACUUCACAAGCUGCGUUCCGACAAUGCAACGCACAAGUCAAUCAUCUUCUCCCAGUUUACUACGAUGCUGCAGCUGAUUGAGUGGCGACUUCGGAGAGCUGGAAUCACCACUGUCAUGCUCGAUGGUAGCAUGACCCCGGCCCAGCGACAGGCGUCGAUCGAGCACUUCAUGAACAACAUUGACGUGGAAUGCUUUCUGGUAUCGCUCAAGGCUGGCGGUGUUGCACUCAACCUCACUGAGGCAUCCCGAGUAUUCAUUGUAGACCCUUGGUGGAACCCGGCGGCUGAGUGGCAGUCUGCUGAUCGCUGCCAUCGCAUUGGACAAACACGACCAUGCAUCAUCACGCGCCUUUGCAUCGAAGACUCUGUCGAAAGCCGAAUGGUGCUGAUUCAGGAAAAGAAGACGAGCAUGAUCCAUUCCACCGUCAAUGCCGAUGACAAGGCGAUGGAUACCUUGAGCCCCGAAGACAUGCAAUUCCUUUUCCGCGGUUCUUAGACGCGGCUAGACUUCGGCGGGACUGAGAUGGUCUGUCGGCCUCGACAUGGCCGAUUGGGCAUGGAACGCAGUAUCAUGAGUAUCAUGUCGGUCAUUAUUCUUAAAGGUCAGGCGUUGGGGGUUUGAUUGUUCACAAUGUCCGAUGUGAAGAUUUUGGGAGUUACUAUUGUAGAUCCUCGCGAUACACUAGUGCCGAUACAUAAUAAACCUUGCUUUGCUGUAUG
Trichoderma reesei QM6a is the source of this 2219-nucleotide messenger RNA. RefSeq names its product nucleotide exicision repair protein. NCBI's taxonomy places the organism in Eukaryota, Fungi, Ascomycota, Sordariomycetes, Hypocreales, Hypocreaceae. The transcript is spliced from 3 exons. The record is from RefSeq and is a predicted model, not a curated record. Bases 10 to 1995 code for a protein of 661 amino acids. Gene Ontology annotation, molecular function: ATP binding; metal ion binding; ATP-dependent chromatin remodeler activity.